CUCAGAUGCCCACGAUGGAGUCAGACGUAGAUGUUUUUCGAUUGUGAAAUUUAGAGGAGUGAAUGUAAUUGAAAGCGGAGCAAUACUAACGAUGGCGUGUUCGAGUGUGUCCACUGCGGCAAGCAGCCAAGAUGAGAAGAAAGAACAGAGGCUUAUUGAUGUUAUGUUUCUCUGUGAUGAGUGGAAAUCUUCAAAGGGUGGAUUAUCAACUUUAAAUCGAGAAUUUGCAAUUAACUUGGCAGAAACGACGACUAGAAGCAUGAAAAUCCACUGCUAUGUCUCGCAAAGCGACGAUCGAGACAGGGUAGACGCCAAACAACAUGGUGUAAAUUUAAUCACCGCCGAAACUGUUCCCGGAUCGCGUGAUCCUUUGGAUUGGUUAAAAGUUCCACCUCUCGAGCUUCAGCAUCCGGAUGUUGUCAUUGGUCACGGCAGAAAACUUGCAACUCCAGCGUGCCUCAUUGUACGAGCUGCAAAAUGUAAAUGGAUUCAGUUCGUACACGUCUUUUGCGAAGACCUAGGAAAGUUCAAAGAAACUACUGCCACGGCUGUGACAUAUACGAUCGAAGAGAACGAGGAGAAGCACAAGAUGGAAAUUGAGUUGUGUGAAGCAGCGGAUGCAGUUGUUGCUUUUGGCUCUCGUCUACAGCAGAAGUACAGCAGAAGUCUGCCAAAGAUGGAAGUGAAGAUCAUAACCCCUGGAAUUGUUGAAAAGUUUUGCAUUGAAUCGAUAGAAUCAGGAAAUCCUGCACGUGUACUAUCGAGGACGUUGACAGCCUUUAAGUCUUACAUGUUCAUGAAGAAAUUCAACGUCUUCAUGUUCGGCAGAGCAACCUAUGAAGACCUUACAUUAAAGGGUUAUGAUAUAGUAGCAAAUGCCAUAGGUUCCCUUGGAGUGAAAUUUGAGCUCACAUUUGUUGGCUCUCCUCCUGGUGGCCAUAGAGAGUUAGAGCAAUGGUUUAUUCAGAAGACAUGCAUCAAACGCAGGCAGAUAACCAUUCGUGGUUAUUGUACUGAACAGGAUGAACUGAAAAAAAUGUUUCAUCAAUCAGACCUGGUUGCCCUCCCUUCACGCACUGAAGGAUUUGGAUUAGUUGCACUGGAGGCCAUUUCCUCUGGUGUUGCUAUCCUUGUUUCUGGUGAAUCUGGAGUAGCUGAGGCUUUACAGGAAGUUGACGGUGGAGAUUCUGUUAUUGUAAAAUCUGAUGAUGAUGCUGUGGAAUGGGCACGAAGGAUUAGUGAGGUGUCGAGCCAAAGUCCAGAAGAUAGAGAAGCCAAAGCCAGACAGCUCAGAGAAAACUACAGGAAGGUUUACUCUUGGGGAGAACAAUGUGAGAGAUUCAAAGGUCUGAUUGAAAAUGUUGUAAAAAUUGCAAAUGCAGAUGCUGAGCUAAAUAUUACUACUGACGUGGAAGACCUGAAACCAGCUGAAUCCAUCAAUCAGGCCACAACUUCAACAUUCCGAAAGGCCGAGUACCAAAGGGCAUCUGUUGCACCAACCACAAUGGAAGGGGUGUCUAAUACAGGAAAGGAAGAUAUCCAAGCACUUGAAAAAAAGGCUCUUUCUUUAAUUAUCAUAAACUACCUUGAGACUACACCACCCCAGUCUGCUGAUGAACGCAAGGAUUUUAAGGAAUAUUUAAAAGAAAUGAAACUCAUCAUGAAAAGUUUUUAUGAAGGUAGUUUGGUGAUAACAGUGAAGUGUGAAUCUCUCCAGAUCUUGGAGGAAUUGUGGAAAGACUAUUCAUCUGGUCAUCUUGGUGAAGUGGUUCAAAACUGUUUUGUCACUGAAAAGAUCUUAAAGGAACUGAACCUGGCAGAGCUGAGACUGAAAACAACAGUGGACAUAGAAGAGUACAAUGCAUGUAAAAUGUACUUUGAGAAAGUUGCACUCAGAGAGGCUUUGUCAGCUCAGUCAUACUUCACAAGUACUGAAAGUAAAGCACAAUUAGAAAGAAGGAAACAGAAGACAGAGGUUGUGGAGUCAGAGAAAGUGAAAAGCACUGGUUAUGAAGGAGUGAAAGAGUUCAUAGAAUUGGAAGGAAGACUGAAGACUUUUAGAGGUCGGAAAGAGAUACGUGAGUGUACUUCACUCUCCUCCGUUCUGUCCACUGCUGGUCAUGAAAAAGAAUUGGAAGGAAGACUGCAGACUUUUACACUUCAGGAAGAGAAACGCAUCUUGCCUCCCUCUGAAGAAGAACUAGAAGAGCUACUCAUGAAACUUCAAGGUAUGAAAGGCGCCUGGCCUGUCCCUGAAUUCUCUGCCUCUGAUCCUGAGGAAGAAUUAUCAGAGCUACGUUUGACACUUCAAGGAAUAUUGGAAGGUGAAUGA
Molecule: messenger RNA, 2332 nt
Organism: Stylophora pistillata
Lineage: Eukaryota; Metazoa; Cnidaria; Anthozoa; Scleractinia; Pocilloporidae
Molecular function (GO): glycosyltransferase activity
Source: RefSeq, a predicted model, not a curated record